Messenger RNA from Rhinolophus ferrumequinum (greater horseshoe bat), 1629 nucleotides. RefSeq names its product ornithine aminotransferase, mitochondrial-like. The transcript has a single exon. NCBI's taxonomy places the organism in Eukaryota, Metazoa, Chordata, Mammalia, Chiroptera, Rhinolophidae. The coding region runs from base 58 to 1377 and encodes 439 amino acids. Gene Ontology annotation, cellular component: cytoplasm. The record is from RefSeq and is a predicted model, not a curated record. Gene Ontology annotation, molecular function: L-ornithine transaminase activity; pyridoxal phosphate binding; identical protein binding.
CCCAGGCCAACCUUUGAUGCGCAGACAGGUUGGUGGUAUUCCUACUUGAAGGACACGAUGUUUUCCAAACUAGCAUGUUUCCAGACUGUUGCUGUGCUUCGUCGAGGAGUUCACUCUUCAGUGGCUUCUGCUACAUCUGUUGCGACUAAGAAGACAGUCCAAGGCCCUCCAUCCUCUGAUUACAUUUUUGAACGGGAAUCUAAGUAUGGGGCACACAACUACCAUCCUUUACCUGUAGCCCUGGAGAGAGGAAAAGGUAUUUACGUAUGGGAUGUAGAAGGCAGGAAAUAUUUUGACUUCCUGAGUGCUUACAGUGCUGUCAACCAGGGGCAUUGUCAUCCAAAGAUUGUGAAUGCUCUGAAAAGUCAAGCAGACAAACUGACCUUAACAUCUAGGGCUUUCUAUAAUAACGUCCUUGGUGAAUAUGAGGAGUAUAUUACUAAACUUUUCAACUACCACAAAGUUCUUCCUAUGAAUACAGGAGUGGAGGCUGGAGAGACAGCUUGCAAACUUGCUCGUAAAUGGGGAUAUACUGUUAAGGGUAUUCCGAAGGACAAAGCAAAGAUUGUUUUUGCAGCUGGAAACUUUUGGGGGAGAACAAUGUCUGCUAUCUCCAGUUCUACAGACCCGAGCAGUUAUGAUGGUUUUGGACCAUUUAUGCCCGGUUUCGAAAUCAUUCCAUAUAAUGAUCUGCCUGCUCUGGAGCGUGCUCUACAGGAUCCAAACGUUGCCGCAUUCAUGGUAGAACCAAUUCAGGGUGAAGCGGGCGUUAUCAUUCCGGAUCCAGGCUACAUGAUGGGCGUGCGAGAACUGUGCACCCAGCACCAGGUUCUGUUGAUAGCUGAUGAAAUACAGACAGGAUUGGAGGGAACUGGUAGAUGGCUGGCUGUUGACCACGAAAAUAUCAGACCCGACUUAGUCCUUCUUGGAAAGGCACUUUCUGGUGGCUUAUACCCCGUAUCUGCGGUGUUGUGUGAUGAUGACAUAAUGCUGACCAUUAAACCAGGGGAGCACGGGUCAACCUACGGAGGCAAUCCGCUGGGCUGCCGAGUGGCCAUUGCAGCCCUUGAGGUUUUGGAAGAAGAAAACCUUGUUGAAAAUGCGGAUAAAAUGGGUACCAUCUUGAGAAAUGAACUCAUGAAGCUACCUUCUGAUAUUGUAACUGCUAUAAGAGGAAAAGGAUUAUUAAAUGCUGUUGUUAUUAGAGAAACCAAAGAUUAUGAUGCUUGGAAGGUGUGUCUGCGACUUCGAGAUAAUGGACUUCUGGCCAAGCCAACCCACGGUGACAUCAUCCAAUUUGCACCUCCACUUGUGAUCAAAGAGGACGAGGUGCGCGAGGCCAUGGAAAUCAUUAACAAGAGCAUCUUGUCUUUCUGAGAGUGGUGACGGGUCGCAGCGGUGCCUGGGAGCCAGCUGGAGGCAGGCAGUUCCUUGAUGUCCUGUAAAAAGCCUCUGCGUUGCUGCACUUAACGCAGGCACAUUCCAUCCCCUUGUGUCUUCAAGGACUUUUUUUUUUUAAUAUAUGUAUUUUUCAGUUCAUACAUAAUAGAAUGACAUUUAUAAUCGUGCAUGCAGUUCACUAUGGAACAUAACUGUAAGAAUAUAACGGCAUCUAUAUGCGAUUAAGUG